CAGCUGGGAAGGAAGGCGCCGGGAAGAACGGCCAGCCCCCCAGACACUGGGUGGGCUGCGCCGCGCCGCUCGCGGACCUUCCUGGGUUGGAGAGGUGCGCACACUCCGCACCUCACCCAGCGGCUGCCAUCUCCUACCCAGGAGAUGCGCACUGGAGCCUGAGUUCCUGAGUCUUUGGAGCCACCACCUGCGAAUGCCCUUCGCUUCUACUGAGCCAUGCCCGGCAGCCCAGUGAGAUUAUUCCAGGUCUUCGAAGACCGUCUUCAAAAACCCAAUAUGAAGUUCACACUUACACGCUGGUGCUUGACCCUCUUCGUCUUUCUGAAUCGCCCAAUUCCAGUUCUUCCUGCCGCUUCAGAGGUCACCCACCCUCCAACAAUAGAGCCGGAGCCAUUUCUCUACCUUUUGGGAAAGCAGAGACUGUUGGAGGCACAGCACAGAUGCUAUGACAGAAUGCAAAAGUUACCCCCAUACCAAGGAGAAGGUCUGUAUUGCAACCGUACCUGGGAUGGAUGGUCCUGCUGGGAUGACACACCGGCUGGAGUGCUCGCCCAACAGCACUGCCCAGAUUAUUUUCCGGACUUUGAUGUAGCAGAAAAAGUUACAAAGUACUGUGAGGAAGACGGGCUUUGGUACACGCACCCUGACAGCAACAUAUCCUGGUCCAACUAUACUAUGUGUAACGCUUUCACUCCUGAGAAAAUGCAGAAUGCAUACAUUCUGUACUACUUGGCUAUUGUGGGUCAUUCUAUGUCGAUGUUCACCCUGGUGAUUUCCCUGGCGAUUUUCGUGCUUGUUAGGAGCCUUAAGUGCCAAAGGGUGACUCUGCACAAGAACAUGUUUCUGACUUACGUUCUGAAUUCUAUCAUUAUCAUCAUCCACCUGGUUGAAGUUGUGCCCAACGGAGAGCUCGUGAAAAGGGAUCCGCCGAUCUGCAAGAUUUUGCACUUUUUUCACCAGUACAUGAUGUCGUGCAACUAUUUCUGGAUGCUCUGUGAAGGAGUCUAUCUUCACACACUCAUCGUGGUGUCUGUGUUCGCUGAGGGACAACGCAUGUGGUGGUAUUAUGUCCUGGGCUGGGGGCUCCCGCUGGUGCCAACCACUGCCCAUGCUAUCGCAAGGGCACUGUUAUUCAAUGACAACUGCUGGCUGAGUGUGGACACGAACCUGCUUUACAUCAUCCAUGGUCCUGUCAUGGGGGCAUUAGUGAUCAACUUCUUCUUUUUGCUCAACAUCGUCCGGGUGCUUGUGAAGAAAAUGAAGGAAUCCCAGGAGGAGGAAUCGCACAUGUACCUGAAGGCGGUGAGGGCCACUCUGAUCCUGGUGCCCCUGCUGGGGGUUCAGUUCGUCGUCCUUCCCUGGAGACCUUCCCACCCAGUGCUUGGAAGGAUCUAUGACUACGUGAUGCACUCUUUGAUUCACUUCCAGGGAUUCUUUGUUGCCAUCAUUUACUGCUUCUGCAACCACGAGGUCCAAGCUGCUCUGAAGCGUCAAUGGAACCAAUACCAAGCCCAGCGCUGGAGUGGCCGCCGCCGCGCCAACCGUGCCGCCAACGCUGCUGCUGCCACUGCCGCUGCCGCUGCUGCCCUGGCUGAGGCUCCCCAGAUGCCUGUCUACAUCUGCCAUCAGGAGCCAAGGAACAAGCCCACCAACAACCUAGGCGAGGAGGGGGCUGAGGUCGUCGCUAUGGAGGGUGCUGAGGUCAUCGCCAUGGAAAUCAUCGAGCAAGAGUCAUCCGCUUGAAUGUGACGCAAAUACAGCAUCGUGAUCACUGAGCCCUCAUUUCCUGGGAGAAAGACCGACCAUGCAUUUAAAGUGAUUUCCAUCCUCCCAGGAGCAAACAUCUCAUUUGUGAGAAUUACUAAGUGCAUUUGUCCAUAGUGAACCUGAAGAAAGUUUUACUUGGUACUGUUGCUACCGGGAGACAGUCUAGGAAUGGAGUCUCCCUCUGCAACACUUGUGAACUCCUGUGAAUUCCAUCUUUCAUCCAGGACUGAGAUACAAAUGUCAUAGUGAUGCAAGCAAAGUGUCCGAGUAAAACAUAGUUAAAUUGACCUAGUUCAGAUACAGGGUGCUCCUUGUUAAUCUUGAGCCAUUUAUACCUUUGAAAAAUUAAAAUCACUGUCAAUGUUUUUCUUUUUAACUCUAAACUUUGAAUUAGGAUACUUCUGUAUUUGGCUAUGGAUCUGAUUUUUAAUUUUUAAUUUCUAUCAAUUCUGAUGUUACUCAGAUGUUUUACCAUCCACACAAUGUAAACUGCACAAAUUACAAUGUGACCUCCGCAAGACAAUGUGGCUUUCUAAUAUAGAGAUGAGAUGACCAAGUGUGUGUGGGGGGGAAAGAUUUGCAUUUGGCAGGAGAAUGUAAUGCUUUGAGUGAAAAAGAAAUUUAGAGUCAGUUUACUCUAAACCUUAGAUGGGUCAAUUUGUUAAUUGGUUUACUAAUACUGACGCUCAUCUUGGUUUUGGAUAAUCCUAUCUGUUGGGCAAGCCCUAACUGCUGUGAGGAAUUGGCCUUCAUGUUGCUAACAUUUAUAAAUUGGGAGGUCACAAAGAAUCCAUCACUAAAUUUUUCACAAAACUGCCAAAAGUAUAAUUCCUAGUGGAAGAGAAUACUCCCUUUAAAGAGAGUUUUCCACUUUCCUAAACUCCAGGAUUUAUAAAGCAAAUCAUUCCAAGGUUUAUAAAGCAGAUUACCUCUUGCCCUUGGGUGCUAUCUAGCAGUAAAAGAUAAAUUUAAGACUGGUAAUUAAAAGACUCCAUACAAGUCCAUUAACUGCUUUCCACCCAGCUUCUAAACUCAACAAGAUCUCAGCCUUUUCCAGGAAGAUUCAGUAGGACUAAUUAGAAAUCAGUUUGUAGUUGACCUCUUGUUUGCUAUUAGUGAAACAGGAGGGGGGAAAAAUUAACUGCUACAAGUUUAACUAUAUACCAACUCAUUUAAAAUAAAAAGACUUUCUCAUUAAAAUCCAAUAUUAUACUCCCAUACCUCUCUUUACUUCCUGCAAUAUAAAAUCUUCAAAAAUCCCUGAGUAAACCAGUAUCAUUACUGGCACCUGAAAUUGUGAAUUUGCAACAGUAAUCAGUUACCAUUAAAUGCUAAAUGAGGAGAUACAUUGAAGCCCUCCAAAUCUCGUCUCAUGUAUAUCAUCUUAUGGCACUGCCUUUCAGAAAUGAUAUAGUUUUGGAAAGACAAAAA
Molecule: messenger RNA, 3198 nt
Organism: Physeter macrocephalus (sperm whale)
Lineage: Eukaryota; Metazoa; Chordata; Mammalia; Artiodactyla; Physeteridae
Gene: CALCR
Product: calcitonin receptor
Exons: 14
Coding region: 217-1743 (508 amino acids)
Biological process (GO): cell surface receptor signaling pathway; positive regulation of cytosolic calcium ion concentration; adenylate cyclase-activating G protein-coupled receptor signaling pathway
Cellular component (GO): axon; plasma membrane
Molecular function (GO): amylin receptor activity; calcitonin receptor activity
Source: RefSeq, a predicted model, not a curated record